Molecule: messenger RNA, 3291 nt
Organism: Sitodiplosis mosellana (orange wheat blossom midge)
Lineage: Eukaryota; Metazoa; Arthropoda; Insecta; Diptera; Cecidomyiidae
Exons: 4
Coding region: 170-634 (154 amino acids)
Source: RefSeq, a predicted model, not a curated record
CCACUAAUCGAUCCUUUGAACUAUGCUCAAAUGCUAAAUAUGUAAAGAAAUGCAUUGAAAUGCCCAAAACCAUUUUAACCCGACAACGCCUAAAACUUUUUCUAUCUCUUGUCCAGACAAUAGCCUCCGAACGUUGCCAUACGACAACGUCAAGCGUUACAGGGUUACAAUGCAUAUUUACCUGUGCGUCACUUUACGUUGUUCAGUCGUGUUGUUUUUAUCUAGUUAUUCUCCUUCUUCUCCUACCUUUGUGGAAUGUGUGAAGUGGUGUGAAGAACAAAGCGUUUACCUGUCUGCGGUGCAUGUAGCGCCUAUGUACCGUCAAACACAUCAGUCGAAUACGCCGCUCGGAGGCUCGCCAGGAAUCUUACAACAGGAUUUAACAUAUGCGCAAAAUGAAAUGUAUCGACGACCGACGGUGUUCGUGUCUCAGGCUCCGUAUCAAAAUUACAACCGUGUGGUGCCGCCACCUGCUCACAAUGGAUCAAAUCGCCAAGUAUUGCCAGCGCAUCAUCCAUUGCCAGCCCAUAUUCAGUUCCCAGCCCAAUACAGCCAGUUUGGCCCAUUGAGUCCGGCUCAAGUGCCAAGCAAGCAUGGACAUUAUCAACCAACCAAUUUGUGGUUUGCUGAAUAAGGACGGUUUUUGUUACCGCACACCACACACCCUCACUCAAUCACAUUCAAACAACAAAUCGAUCAAAACACCCGCAGAGUGUGUGCUUAAAAAACGACGGAAUAAAUAACGACUCCAUUGGAAAUAAUUACAAGAAAAUUACGAGCUAAUGGGUAAAAAAAAUAACAACUCUCGUUUGCGAGAAAUCUCGAUAAAAUAAACACAACCGUUCCGUGGAAUUUAUCGAGAAAGCAACAAAACAAAACAAACCAACAAAAAUAGGGCUAAAGACGAAUGUUGUAAGAAUCAAUAUCAUUUUAUUUGUUUACUAUUAGCAUGAAAGAAUUUUGAAAUUCAAAUUACAAAGAACUUAAAUGGGAAAGAAAACCAUAACAAAAAUUAUAUGAAGAUAGAAAGUUCGUACUUGCACACGAGACAUGCAUAGAAUAUUUUAGAGGAUUUAAAUAUUACAAAAUGGAGAAGAAAAAACAAAAUAAAUUGUUAUAGAGAUUCGUUGUGCAUUUGCAAAGAAACGAAAGAUCCGAAUGCAUGCAUCAUUGUAUGCCGUUAGUCAGUGGAUGUAUACCUUGGACAUAGAUACAGAUAAAUUGUCAUCAUAAUCAUUUGAUUUGAGUCAUACACACACACACACACACUCACGUGCAUCGUCACAAAUUGUCACACAUUAAUCGAACGUGAAAUUGGGCGCGCACGUGAAAUUUGGCUAACUGAAUGAAAACAAAAAAAUGCAAACAAUGUUUUGCAACAAAUAAACGCUUACCAUAGAAAAAGAGCCAUUUGGUUUGCGAGAAAUAAAUGCAACAACAAAAAAAAUGAUAGAAAGAUCAUUGUAACAUCCACCAAAACUAUUCAAUUCAAUUUAAUAAAAAUCUACAUAUUAUAUUCAAGAAUGUAUAUAUGUGGUGAAGGCUGUAAAAAUAUUUAACUCAGUGCGAAAUACAACGCAACCCCACAGAGAUGCUUUUUUUUUGUUUGGUUUUUGCUAUGAUGUAGAUUAGUUGACGGUGUUUAACGUUGGUUUCAUUGCAUAUAUUUCGUUGAAAUAUUGUUUCGCUAUUCCAACUUUGGGGAAAUUGGUAUACACACCUUACCUCAUUCACACACACGCCCACAUGACUGUUUCUGCUUGGUGUGUGGUUGAAUCGAUGUAAACCAAUUUUAAACCCGCCCCGCCAACAUUCGCAUCCAUCGAACAGUGGAUCGAAAUCAAUGUGGAUGCAAUUGAAAGCAAAUUCAAAUUGAACUGAAUGACAUUGAAAAGGGGUUAGAUAUUUUUUUUUCUUUAGGACUUAUUUUUGUUCUUAUAAUUUUUUUUCUUUCUUUGUUAUUACUACAAAUUUUUUUUAUCAAUAUUGCAGCUAGUAGGCGUAGUGAACAGUGGAAAGGGUAGCAUAUUAAAACUGCACACUAUAACCGUAAAUAUUACCAUUGAUGUGUACCUUCACAAAAGAAUUCAAUCUUUUUUCCUCUUCGUUUUUGUUUUUAAUUUUCCUUCACUUUUUUCUAAACACAAUUUAAUCAAUAUUAAUUAGGAUUAUUACUUAUACUUAGACUCAAUCUCAAUUUUCUUUCUUUUUUUCGCUUUUUCUUCUUCUUCUCUGUGUGUGUUUUAUACUGUUUGUUUUUUUUUUCUUUGGAAAAAUUUCAUAUUUAAUCGAUGAUGAUACACAAGAAAAAAAAACGCUGGAAUUAGAACAAAAAAAAUUUUUUUUCGAUGUUUUAGGGAAAUAAAUAUCAAGGUAGAUAUUUAUAUAUUCAAUGUAGUUUUUCUUCCAAUAUUAUGCGAAAAAAAUCACAUUCAAUUCAAUACGAAUUGGACAACUGACAGAUAAAUUGCUUCUUUACUUCAGUCAUUGGCUUUAUUAAUCUGUACGUUUUAAUGUCAUUCAAACAAGUUUGUCGUAAUGAUAAACACAAAUGGUGUCCAAGUCAGAAAGAAUAUUAAACGAACGCGUUGAAUAUAUUGUUGAAGAAAAAAAUAUAAUAAUUAUUCGGAUACUUUUGCAUUAAAUUUUUUUAGUCAACCCACAAUUAUGACGAGUUUAUUUGUACAUUUUUAUCGAUGCUUGCGCAACGAGGAAUUUUAGCCGAAUUGGUAGCACAACAAUUGCCAACACCACGAAAAUCGGUAAAUAGUCUGGGUGGAAAUGGCAACCGUGGAAAUAAAAUGUAUAACAAGAAAACGACACAAAAAUCAACCGGUGGCAAACGACGAAAGGGACGCAAUAAAUACGCGAAGAAAAAAUAGACGGAAAAGAAACGUGCUGUGCUCAUAUAUUUUUUAACAACUUUCCAUCACUUUCAUUCACACAUUCGUCCGAUUUGAAAUUGUAUCAAAUUUCAUGGUUUUUUUUCUCUUGAAACAUUGUUCAAAAAUCACGGGAGUUUUUCUCCUGCCAAAAAUGAUCUUAUAUUGUUAUGACAAACAUUUUUUUUGUCAUUGAAACCAUUUUUUAUUUCGUAUUUGUAUUCGAUUUUCUUUUUGGAUUUAUGUAAAUAUUUUGUUUUUUUUUUGUUUUGCUCGAUUUUGUCAUUUCAAUUUUAAAUUAAUUGUGUGUUUGUAUAUCUAGAAUCAAGAAUGUAUUUUAUUUUGUUUUUACUAGAUUAUACAUGUAUAAUUCUAAUAUAAUUAAAUGUAACUGUAUUUUUGAAAACAA